CCGGUCCAGGAGCUCCGUUGGCCUGCUGUCCUCGGCGACAUUUCCAGUUUUAGAUAAUGCAUCACAUCUCUGCGCCCCCGGGGCCCCCAGGGCCCCCAUGAUCUGGAAGAAGACAGCUUGAACCUAGACCUCAGCCCAGGAUGUUGCGGCGGCUGCUGGAGCGGCCCUGCACGCUGGCCCUGCUCGUGGGCUCCCAGCUGGCCGUCAUGAUGUACCUGUCACUGGGGGGCUUCCGGAGCCUCAGCGCCCUAUUUGGCCGAGAGCAGGGGCCCACAUUUGACUAUGCUCAUCCCCACGAUGUCUACAGUAACCUCAGCCACCUGUCAGGGGCCCCUGCUGUUGCCCCGGGCGGCCCUCUGGCUCCUCAAGGUCUGCCGUACUGUCCAGAACGGUCUCCUUUCUUAGUGGGUCCUGUGUCCGUGUCCUUUAGCCCAGUGCCAUCGCUGGCAGAGAUUGUGGAGAGGAACCCCCGGGUGGAAGCGGGGGGCCGGUACCGCCCUGCAGGGUGUGAGCCCCGCUCCCGGACAGCCGUCAUCGUGCCACACCGGGGCCGGGAGCACCACCUGCGCCUGCUGCUCUACCACCUGCACCCCUUCCUGCAGCGCCAGCAGCUUGCUUACGGCAUCUAUGUCAUCCACCAGGCUGGAAAUGGAACUUUUAACAGGGCAAAGCUGCUGAACGUGGGGGUCCGGGAGGCCCUGCGUGACGAAGAGUGGGACUGCCUGUUCUUGCACGACGUGGACCUCCUGCCAGAGAACGACCACAACCUGUAUGUGUGCGACCCCCGGGGGCCCCGGCAUGUGGCUGUCGCCAUGAACAAGUUUGGAUACAGCCUCCCAUACCCCCAAUACUUUGGAGGGGUCUCAGCGCUCACUCCCGACCAGUACCUGAAGAUGAACGGCUUCCCCAAUGAAUACUGGGGCUGGGGUGGUGAGGAUGAUGACAUUGCUACCAGGGUGCGGCUGGCUGGUAUGAAGAUCUCUCGCCCCCCCACAUCUGUGGGGCACUACAAGAUGGUGAAGCACCGAGGAGACAAGGGCAACGAGGAAAACCCGCACAGAUUUGACCUCCUGAUCCGUACUCAGAAUUCCUGGACACAAGAUGGGAUGAACUCACUGACAUACCGAUUGCUGGCUCGAGAGUUGGGCCCUCUCUAUACCAAUGUCACAGCAGACAUUGGAACUGACCCCCGGGGUCCCCGGAUUCCCUCUGGCCCCCGUUACCCACCUGGCUCCUCCCAGGCAUUCCGCCAAGAGAUGCUGCAGCGCAGGCCGCCAGCCAGGCUGGGCCCUCUGCCUACUGCCAACCACACAGCCCCACAUGGUCCACACUGACGCCUCCUUCCUGCCUACCUUUAGUCAUGAAACUGAACCAGAGGGGUCCUGUUCUCCCUUCCUCAGCUCCCCACUGCUCUUAGAGGGACUGGGGGAGCCACUUACGCUGUGCUGGGGCCGGGGCCUCUUACUGCUGGACUGGAGUUGGGCUCCUCUAGACCUGAGGGCCCCUUUCUAGGGGCACCUGCCAGGAUUAUGACUGUGAAUCCCUGAUGUCAUGAUUGUAUGUGGUGACUCCUGGGAGUGCUGCCCCUGCAGUGGGAGCAGGGCUGGACCCCAAGUCCCUUCCUCUUCCGUGGAGAGAAGAGUGACCUAGCUCUCCCGGGACCUCUGUGAAUAUUUAUUCUAUUUAUGGUCCCCAGGAUGUGUUAGGUGAAGUGAGCCCCUCCCUGGGCACUUUCUGCCAGGGCUGGAGCAGCCCUCUCUCUGGCUCUGGCUCAGGCGGCUGGAUUUUGAUAUAUUUUCUAAUAAAGGACUCAGUCUUGC
This is a messenger RNA of Myotis lucifugus (little brown bat), 1820 nucleotides long. RefSeq names its product beta-1,4-galactosyltransferase 3 (gene B4GALT3). The coding region runs from base 141 to 1334 and encodes 397 amino acids. The transcript has 7 exons. NCBI's taxonomy places the organism in Eukaryota, Metazoa, Chordata, Mammalia, Chiroptera, Vespertilionidae. Gene Ontology annotation, molecular function: glycosyltransferase activity. Gene Ontology annotation, biological process: carbohydrate metabolic process; galactosylceramide biosynthetic process. The record is from RefSeq and is a predicted model, not a curated record.